This is a messenger RNA of Jaculus jaculus (lesser Egyptian jerboa), 2544 nucleotides long. RefSeq names its product chondrolectin (gene Chodl). Gene Ontology annotation, cellular component: cytoplasm. Gene Ontology annotation, biological process: positive regulation of axonogenesis. The transcript has 6 exons. Lineage: Eukaryota; Metazoa; Chordata; Mammalia; Rodentia; Dipodidae. The record is from RefSeq and is a predicted model, not a curated record. Bases 445 to 1266 code for a protein of 273 amino acids.
GAAUGUGGGUGUAUAUAAGAGGGCGCAGCCAGCUUAGAGCCGCUAUUGCUGCUAGAGUGGGUUCCAGGGCGGGCGCACAGACAUCCCCUUGGUACCCAGAGGCCAGGGAGAAAGAAGAGUCCGAGCUGAGACUCCUGUUUCACCGCUGCAACAGACACGGGGACUCCUGAGUUCUGUCCCCCGCCCCUGUCCCCGCCACACACCCGCAGGCUGUGAGAUCUGGUCCAGCCUCCCCACGACCCCGCGCGCGGCACCGGCAGCCCAGCAGCAGAUCCCAGCCGAAGGCGAUGCGCGCGGGGCUCGGGGCACCUAGGCUGGGGCGGAGGGCAUAGCGCCCGCUGGGGGAAGCGGCGAGGGUCCGGCUAGCUAGAGAGGCGGGUUGCGCAGCGGGCGGACGGGUCUUUGCUCCACGCGACACCUGCUGCUGACUCCUGCCUCCCCAGGAUGCUCAGGGCGAUCUCUCUGCUGCUGGGAGCCACGCUGCUCUGCGGCCACGGAGCCUCCGCCCGCCGGGUCGUCAGCGGUCAAAAGGUGUGCUUUGCUGAUGUGAAGCAUCCCUGCUACAAAAUGGCCUACUUCCAUGAGCUGUCCAGCCGUGUGAGCUUCCAGGAGGCACGCCUGGCCUGCGAGAGUGAGGGUGGUGUCCUGCUCAGCCUGAAGGAUGAGACAGAACAGAAGCUCAUAGAGAGCAUGUUGCAGAACCUGACCAAACCUGGAACAGGGAUUUCGGAUGGUGACUUCUGGAUUGGACUCUGGAGAAAUGGAGAUGGCCAAAAAUCAGGUGCCUGCCCCGAUCUCUACCAGUGGUCUGACGGAAGCUCCUCCCAGUUCAGGAACUGGUACACGGAUGAACCUUCCUGUGGAAGCGAGAAGUGUGUGGUGAUGUAUCAUCAACCAACUGCCAAUCCUGGCCUCGGGGGUCCCUACCUUUACCAGUGGAAUGACGACAGGUGCAACAUGAAGCACAACUACAUCUGCAAGUAUGAGCCAGAGAUUCAUCCAACAGAACCUGUUGACAAGCCACAUCUUACAAAUCAACCAGGAGACACCCAUGACAAUGUGGUUGUUACCGAAGCAGGAAUAAUUCCCAAUCUAAUUUAUGUAAUUAUACCAACAAUCCCACUGCUGUUACUGAUCUUGGUUGCUUUUGGAACCUGCUGUUUCCAGAUGCUACAUAAAAGUAAAGGAAGAACAAAAACCAGCCCAAACCAGUCUACGUUGUGGAUAUCAAAGAGCAUGAGGAAGGAAAGUGGCAUGGAAGUCUAAUGAUUCAUUGACUUGGCUCCAGAAAAGUACGUUUAUUAUUCUGGAUGAGCCUAAGGAAUGGCAUCACACAUUAGCUUGGAAUGGCUUGAAAUUUCAAAGGAUCUGCAAGAUGAACUGUAAGCUCCCCUUGAGGCAAAUAAUAAAAUAAUUUUAUAUGUUUAUUAUUUCAUUUACAAAGUAUGCAGUGCUAAUAAUGGUGUGAGACAUGCUUAUUUUGCUAAAGGAUGCACCCGAAUUUCAAGUAAAUGGAAUGGACCGUGCUGAUAAAAUUGCCAGCAACACAUAAGGAGUUACAUGUGUUGGAAGCAGUUAUUUUUAUUUCCUUCACCUUUCAUACCUUGUAUUCUACUUAAUGUAAUGUAAAUUGUAUUGAAAUUUACAGUGUGCAGAGAUAUUUUACCUUUGCCUAGGUGUUUGAUAAAAAUGGACUGUUCUAAUAUUUAUUUUUAUGGCAUUUCAUUUUUCAAUACAUGCUGUUUUGAUCAAAUAAUUGUGUCAUUGAAUUUUCACAGACACAUGGAAGUAUUACAGGAGGAGAAAAUUUCCUGUUCUAGAAAUAGUUCAUCUUUCAGUUUCCCUGUUUUUGGUUGUACAAGGUUUUGGAAAUCUCUUCAGAAAUAAGAAGCUGUUUCAUUAGCUGUGGUACAAAUCUCCUGAAACACUUUCUUUAGAGGCAAGAACUGUCUAAUUUCAAUUGUGCAAGACAUGUGCCUUACAGUUAUUUUUAGUUUAAAAUUAAACAGAUUUUGUAAUAAAUAAUUUUACUAAUUGUUGUCAAUCUUGAACAACAAAAAAAGAAAAGGUAGCAUACACAGUACAAAUCAUAGGUCUUCACAUGUUGCCUGUAGAACUGCAAGUAGCUUUCUGAGGGGUCUGGAAUCAAUGCGAAGCCUCCUUUUUCAACCAAACAAGACAACUGUUUGGAGGCUGGAACUGACACUGGUUUUCCUGCUAAAUUUAGUCCAUAGAAAAGCAGGUCUGAUAGGUGGGACCACGUGAGUGGCUUUUAAGAGUGAGAUGCUAAGCACAGCACACAGUAGGAUUGGAAAGAACUACACAUUAUAUAAGUUAACAUAACAUGAGUUGUAGGUCAUUAAUGGUUGACUAGUCAUCACUGAUGAGGGCUUGUUUGUGAUACUAAACUGGUGUUUCCUUCUUGUGUAUGAGUGAAUUUCUUUGAUGCUUAUGAUUUGAUCUUAUCAAGAGAGAGUUGUAACCAUUUGGUCGUCAAAUGUCCCUGUGCUCCUUUUAACCAAAUAAAGAGUUCUUGUUUCUGAA